Molecule: messenger RNA, 879 nt
Organism: Lachancea dasiensis
Lineage: Eukaryota; Fungi; Ascomycota; Saccharomycetes; Saccharomycetales; Saccharomycetaceae
Source: the annotation of a GenBank genome assembly
AUGAGCUCCAGUGAUGAAGACGAAAAGUUCUUAUAUGGGUCUGACGAUGAGAAUACGGUGAUGACAGGGGAAAACACCAAGAAGAGAGCUCCAGCGGACGGUGACACCAAUGCUGCAACCACGGGAGAGUCCGCGAAAAGAGCUAAAACCAUGGGGGAGUUUGACAGUACGGCAAGCUCUGGUGCAGUGAUCUCUAAUAGCAGUAGCAGUGAGGAGGCUUCAAGCGAUGAUGAGAACUCGGAUGAAGAGUCCGAUGUUGAAUUUAUUAUUGGGGUUGGGACAGAUAGCUCGAAGUUGGAUUCGAAACAGGCAACUUCUUCCGGUAAUGAUAGUUCUGCAGCAAAAAAUGCUGCCACUACCGUGGUGGCCCCGACCCUUGAGGUGAGCAGUGCGCUGGAUGAAACAGACCCCGCGCUAGGCAAUGGCACCGCUGAAGAGGCAAUUGGUGGUACCCCUCAGGCGCAACCUGGUACCGAAAGGCUCCCUGUGCUAGAUCUGAAUGCACCUGGUAAAUUCGGUGAUAAGCUCGUGACAGAUAUAGAUCCAGAGGUCUUGAAAGAGAAGCCCUGGCGCCAACCGGGUGCCAAUCUAAGUGAUUACUUUAACUAUGGUUUCAACGAGCAAACAUGGACGGAGUAUCUGCAUAAACAAGAAAAGCUUCGGGCUGAGUAUAAUCCGCAUAAGCUACUCAUGGGGCUGUUAGCUUUGCAGCAACAGGGCAAGCUCAAUGACUCUGGCUCUAAUACCAUGGGGCAAGAGAGUGGUCCACCAAACGUGGCACCACCAGGCUUCCCCAUGGGUAUGCCACCCAUGUUCGGGGGAUUCCCGUUCCCCUUCCCUGGCAUGAUGAACAACAUGAACCCGCAACAAAAAAAAUAA